Molecule: messenger RNA, 1512 nt
Organism: Penicillium robsamsonii
Lineage: Eukaryota; Fungi; Ascomycota; Eurotiomycetes; Eurotiales; Aspergillaceae
Product: mitofusin complex protein UGO1
Exons: 2
Coding region: 1-1512 (503 amino acids)
Source: RefSeq, a predicted model, not a curated record
AUGUCGUCUCGUGAAGGGAUCAAUCCCUUGCGGCCUUACUAUAUCCCUCCAUCUGGCCUAUCGCCUGCUUCGAAUGCGCCCCCCGAAGUGGUCUCGCCGUCAUCGGCCCAGGUGUUCGGGAGCACAGCUCGUGAUCUCAUGCCGGACUUGGACUAUGCCGAUUACCUGGAAGCUUCGCCCUCUGUAUCUGACUGGGUCCGAGACACCUUGAACCGGGCACUUGUUCGCUACACCAAGGUUCUCACUGCACAGCCGUUUGAUGUUGCCAAAACCAUCUUGCAGGUUUAUGUCGUACCAGACGCCACAGAUGAGCAGUGGGAUCGGAACUCGACACCGGUUGCUGAAGGAAGCUCUUAUGAUUCGGACUCGGAAUCAUCCGAUGAUGAAACCAGUUACUUCACCUCAGCGGCCCCUGCAACGCCGACGCCGAAUACACCUCGAUCUCGCAAAUCACGCCACCACAUCACCGACCGUAGUGGCUAUAUUCGACCAGAGUCGACCACACAGCCUAAACAUAUCUUGACUCUGAAGAACUCGAACUCUCUGACCGAAGUUCUAUCCCAGCUCUGGUCCUCCAGCGGCGCAACCUCACUAUGGAAGUCCUCUAAUGCCACAUUCAUUCACGCACUUCUCCUGCCGACGUUGAACACUUUCAUCCGCAGUCUCCUGUCGGCAAUCGUCGGCUUGCCAGAGGAAGACCUUUCCACGUCGAUGACAGCGGACAUUUUGACGGCCUCAUCCCCUCUGGCAACACUGGUUCUGUCAUUCAUUUCAUCCUCGCUGUCCGCCCUGAUCCUAGCUCCUAUCGAUACCGCUCGUACAUUCCUGAUGCUCACACCAGCAACCCAUGGGCCGAGGUCCCUCGUCCGAGCUAUCCGCCAGCUUCCCACACCCAACUGCACGAUCCCCUCGCACCUCGUCCCAAUCACCAUACUUCACUCAAGUCUCCCCAACCUCAUUAUGACCUCGACGCCACUCUUCCUCAAAUCCUACCUGUCCAUUGACCCCAUCCUAAACCCCAACGCAUGGAAUCUCUGUGCCUUCCUUAGCUCGGGACUUGAACUCGCUGUUCGAUUCCCACUCGAGACCGUGCUCCGCCGCGCCCAGAUCGCCACAUACACAUCCUUGAGUCUGCGGCAGAAGUCCUCGGGUGGUAGCAUCAGUGCGGCAUCUAUCGAUGCGUCCGAUGUGGAAACCAUCGUCCCUACGCCACGCACAUACCGUGGUAUCAUUGGAACAAUGUGGCAUGUCGUUUAUGAAGAGGGUGUCAGCUCGACACCGUCCGACACGGAGCGUGCAAAGCAGCUCCUUGGCCAGCGUACCUCACGGCAGCAGCUUCAGAAGCGACAGCAGGGCCAGGGUAUUCAAGGCCUGUAUCGCGGAUGGCGUAUUGGCAUGUGGGGUAUCGCCGGCAUCUGGGGAGCCAAUCUGUUGGGCGGAUUCGCUGCUGGUAGCGAAGAUGAGGUGACAACAAGAGGUGGCCAUGGCCGUUCCAGUGGUGGACGCUUCUAA